AUGUUCUGGCGCUUUGGCGGCUACGCCAACAUCUCCACCCUCGACUCCAUCUUGGACAAGCCCGAUGUCACCAUCGAAGAGCUGCUCGACGAGUCGGACUUGAUCCAAGAGCUGAAGCAGCAAAACUCCAAGCUGAUACAGUAUCUGCGGGACGACAAGAUCUUGGAGCGCCUGCUGCAGUUCGUCAUUGCUCCUCCCGCCCCGCCCCCGCUGCAAUCGCCUGCAUCCGAGAAUGGAGCCGAAGGGGAAGGCGAUGAGAAGGGCGGUGCGGACAUCGGCGCUUUCUUCAAGAGAAGAUCACGGUCAAGGUCCAUCAAGUCCGACUCGGGCGACAACGAAGAGGGCAAGGAGGAGAAGCAGCGCUUGAAGUACGCCUACGUCGCUUGCGAGAUCCUGUCGUCCGAGGUCUGGUCCAUCUCCGAGGCCGUCCUCGAGAACCAGGCCGCACUGCGCAAGUUUUGGGAAUACCUCAAGCACCCUGCACCGCUGGACCCCGUGCAAGCCGGCUACUUCACCAAGGUCAACGAGUCUCUGCUGGACCGCAAGACGCAUGACAUGCUUGAGUUCUUCAAGUCGAUUGACAACAUUGUGCCCGACAUGCUUCAGCACGUCGACUGCCCCAUGGUCAUGGACCUGUUGCUGAAGAUUAUAAGCUUGGAGAAGGCUGAUGGAGGUCAGGGCAUCAUCGACUGGCUCCAACAACACGAAUUGAUUCCCACCCUGCUAUCAUUCCUCUCCCCAGACCACAAUGCUUCAGCUCAGACAUCCGCCGGUGACUUCCUGAAGGCCAUCAUCACCAUUUCCGCCAACGCUACCACCCAGGAUCAGACUGUGAUUGGACCGAAUGAAUUGACGAGACAGCUGGUUUCUGACCCCUGCAUCAAGCGCCUCAUCACUGAGAUGCUACGAGGUGGCAAUCCUUUGACCGUUGGCGUGGGCAUCGUCAUCGAAGUCAUCCGGAAAAACAAUUCGGAUUACGACAUGGAAAACCAGACGGGCCCUGUCCCGCGAAGCUCUGACCCCAUCUAUCUCGGAACCCUCCUCCGCCAAUUCGCGAACCAUGUGCCCGACUUCAUGGCUUUGGUCAACAAUGCUACCGAGACGGUCACGAACGAAGAUGGAACCACGACUACGAAACAACGUGAAUUGAAGGCUGCAUUCGGUGGCAAGAUUGAGCCUCUUGGUUUUGACAGGUUCAAGACCUGCGAGCUGAUGGCAGAGCUUUUGCAUUGCAGCAACAUGGCUCUUCUGAAUGAACGCGGAAGCGAAGCUGCCGUAAGAGCCAGAGAUGCCGACAGAGAGCGCUUAAAGGCCGAAGGCAAGCUCACAUCGGCCAAAGAGGGCGAAGAGCACUCGGUGCUUGACAAUGAAUUCGGCACCAGUGUCGACAGCCAUGGCUUCCAUCAUGCACGCGCUCCAUCAAGCGAGGCUCCCGAGGAAGUCAAGAAGCUCGAAGUCCAGAACAACGUCAAGGAUGAGGACUUUGAAGAAGUUGCCGCCUCGGAAGCCGAGCCUGAGGAGGGUAAGGAGGGUGAGAAGGCCGAAAUUGGCGAGCCUCUGGAGAGAUCACCCAAGCUACCUCCCCGUGCUCUUCAUACUGAGAAAGAGCCAGAGCUCGUCGACGAACCGUUGUCGGAUAAGCCAGCCGCUCCUGCAGCGAGCGAGGAAGCGGAUUCCCCAACAGCUGCUAGUCUGACGGACAAGGUCGGUGGCCUCGAUCUAGAGAAGAAAGAGGACGCUACCAUGACGGACUCCUCAUCUACUGAGAAGGCAGAGGGAGAGGCAGACGCCAGCAAGCAGUCUGUGUCUCUCUUAACACAGCAACUCAACCAAACGAGCGAGGCAAAUGAGACUUCCGAAGCCAUUUCACCUCGUCCUGAGGACAAGCCCGCUCCGCUUUUCUCCAAGAAGUCUGAGAACGGUGACGCAACCAAGAGUACGGAUGAAGCUGCGGGCACCAACCCCGCCGAAGACGAGCUGCUUUCGGAACAGCCUGUUGAUUUCUCGAGCUCACAACGGUCGCAAUAUGAAGUUGACGUCGAUGGGACACCCGUCGUCGGCGACUUGCUCAAGAUCAUGUUUGUUGAGCACCGGGUUGUUCCAACGAUCCUUGAUUUCUUCUUCCGCUUCCCGUGGAACAACUUCCUCCACAACGUUGUGUAUGACGUUGUUCAGCAGGUUUUCAAUGGCCAGAUGGAGCGUGGCUACAACCGUGCUCUGGCCAUCGAUUUGUUUGAGACUGGCAGGAUCACGGAGAGGAUCAUUGAAGGCCAGCAGGCCAGUGACAAGUCUCAGGCCGAGACCAACAUGCGUCUGGGCUACAUGGGUCAUCUGACUUUGAUUGCAGAAGAGGUCGUCAAGUUCACCGAGAGACACCCUCCGGAGCUUCUUUCGCUGUCCGUCCUUGAGAAGGUGAUCAACCAACAGUGGACCGACUACGUCGAACACACGCUGGCAGAAACCCGUGAGCGGGACAACGCCAUUCUUGGAGGUGUCCGUCCAGACAUGGCUGUGGGGCCGCGCCAGGCCGUACUCAACGCCGUCAACGCAGCUUCAGGGUUCGGCAACUCUUCUCUAGCCAGCGCCGGCCUGGGUGGAAACGGCUCUGUCGGCCUAGACAGCAUGGAGCUCACUGGCUCAGGAGGCGGAUACGGCCUCAGCGGCGGUAGCCUGCUUAGCGGCUUCAACAACUCAAGCGACGAGGAAGACGAGGACAUGGAGGAGGGCGAGGGCGAGCGGCAGACAACGCCGCAUGUGAGCGACUCGGACCAAGUGGGUGAACUCUCAUUUGAAGACGUUGAGAUGGAGUAUCGAUGA
Diplodia corticola is the source of this 2817-nucleotide messenger RNA. Its product is annotated as sit4-associated protein. Bases 1 to 2817 code for a protein of 938 amino acids. Gene Ontology annotation, cellular component: nucleus; cytosol. The transcript is spliced from 3 exons. Lineage: Eukaryota; Fungi; Ascomycota; Dothideomycetes; Botryosphaeriales; Botryosphaeriaceae. The record is from RefSeq and is a predicted model, not a curated record. Gene Ontology annotation, molecular function: protein phosphatase binding; protein phosphatase regulator activity.